AUGGCCAGCUUCGCCAGAUCUAUCAAGUCCCCCUACAUGUCGCCCCGACUGCGGCCUUCCAUGUCGGGGCGCACCAUGUCCACCAAUUCCGAUCUUUCCGCCAACAACUCUCCUCAUAGCCCUCGAUCCGACGAGCUUGGCGACUUAAACCUCUCCGGAUGCAAUACCCCGACGAUUUCACACUCGAGGCCAGGCGGAGGACGAGACGGAUUCUUCGAUGGUGAAGACAUCGGCUCUCGCACUUCGUAUUUUGCAGAUGACCGUGUUCGAUCUGCGCCUGGCACUCCAUCUGCUCCCUCAACCCCUCGCAGCCGCAGUCACGCUCGGCCUAUAGCUAUCGAUCUGCCUCAGUUGAAGCGUUUCACCUCCGCUCCUACCCGUACUCCGCCCGAGCCCUUAUCAGCCAGAGGUGAUCUGCCUGGAGGUUAUUUCCCACUUCACGAGGAUCCCAACAGUCGUGUCCACCGUCCACAUCCAUUCCAGCAUCACCCAGACGCACGGAUGAGCCGUCUUAUUUCGGAAUCAGGACCGAUUUACGCGGAUCGUCCUACCUCGCAUCCUGCCCAGAGUGCAGCCAUGUCUCAAUCAAAUACACCUGUCGCUUCCUUUCUUGCUCCGGGGUUUCACGAUAACCCACUUCCCAUGGGCAAAUACUACCCAUCCAACUAUGAGAAUAGAAACGGCAGCCAAGCUAAUUUGCGACCUCCAUUGACUGGAAGUAUGUCUUCCAACAUCGGAUCUGACGCCCAUGCCAUCCCUCGAACAGGCAGUCAAUCGAACCCCGAGACCGAGCUUCGCCGCAAGCUGCAACAGUACCAACGCGAUAUGAUCGCGCAAGCAAGUAUGGCUGCUAAUGAGCUUUUGAGUAGCUCGGCCAAAUCUGGUGAGAACUCGGGCGGGCUAUCACUUGACUCUCUCCCGUUCCGUGAUUCACGCUUUGCUACUCCUGCUUCUCACAAGCCCAUAUCACCGAGACUACUUCCUUUGGGGAGUCCCGGCCCUGUCACCCCCAUGGACCUUGAAUCCAUUGGUGGUGGUGACUACCUGAGUCGUUAG
Fusarium sp. VM40 is the source of this 1056-nucleotide messenger RNA. The record is from the annotation of a GenBank genome assembly. NCBI's taxonomy places the organism in Eukaryota, Fungi, Ascomycota, Sordariomycetes, Hypocreales, Nectriaceae.